CAGUGUAGCGUGUGUGUGUGUGUGUGUCAGUGAACGGGAGCAGCGCGCGGGCUGGAUCGCAGUUCCUCCAGUCUCCGGUUAUUCCGCGGAUCUCUCGCGCUCUUCAUCUCUUCGUCUGUGUUUCUCCGUGUUUCUCUGUGGAUUGUUCUCCGUGGAGAUGUUCGUGUGGAGACCCACAUCGCUUCGGCAUCUGCAGGCGUGUGUGUUCCGACUGCUGUGUUUUAUCCCCACAGGGUUCCCGGUGACCAGCGUGGACAGCCAGAGAUCCACCGACAACAUCACCAUCCGACAGGGGGACACGGCCGUGAUCCGGUGUUAUGUGGACGAUAAGGUGUCGAAGGUGGCCUGGCUGAACCGCUCCAACAUCAUCUUCGCUGGCGAGGACAAGUGGUCCCUGGACCCGCGGGUGGAGCUGGUGACCCAGGGUCAGCUGGAGUACAGUCUGAGGAUCCAGAAGGUGGACGUGUUCGACGAGGGCCCGUAUACCUGCUCCAUCCAGACCAAACAACAGUCCAAGACCUCGCAGGUGUUCCUCAUCGUUCAAGUUCCUGCGAUCAUCUAUAAAGUGUCGGAGGACAUCACUGUGAACGAGGGCAGUAACGUGACGUUGACGUGUUUGGCCAAUGGGAGGCCAGAUCCCUCCAUCACCUGGAGACUACUCAACCCGUCAGCCGAGCCUCUGGACGUGGGCGAGUAUCUGGAGAUCUCUGGGAUUGUUCGCUCUCAGGCCGGACGUUACGAAUGUAAAGCAAGCAAUGACGUGUCCACACCCGAUGUCAAAUACGUCAAUGUGGUGGUCAAUUACCCGCCGUAUAUAAAGGAGGUGCGCAGCUCCGAGACGCCAGUGGGACAGGCAGGAGUUCUGCACUGCGAGGCGUCUGCGGUUCCUCAGCCAGAGUUUGAGUGGUUCAGAGAGGAGCGCAGACUGUCCAGCUCUCAGAGCAUCAGUAUUCAGAUCGUCGGAUCUCGAACGCUCCUGGUGGUCGCAAACGUCACGGAGGACGAUUAUGGAAACUACACGUGUGUCGCUACCAACAGACUGGGCAUCCACAACGCCAGCGUCUUUCUCUACAAACCGGGGAUGGGCCGGGACAUCAACGCCUCAGGCUGCAUGUGUCAAUCACUCUGGCUCCUCCUCCCGUGUCUUCUCUCGGCUCUUCUCCAGUGUUAAUGUUCAGCGGUCGAUCGUCUCGGACUGUUUCCAUCCAUCAUCCACGCUCACCCUUACGCCCCAGCAGGACGACCGUCUUAUUAUCAGGAGGAAAAUAUGACAUGGAGGAAAGAAAGAAGGUGCUCUUUUUAAGAACUGAAUAUUGUCAUUCACUGCCUUCCAGUGGCGUCCGCGUGUCUGAAAGGUUGAGUGCAUGUGUGUGAAUCCCCACGGAAAACUGGAGCAGAGUUCCGACCUCACGAUCAGCUAGUGAUGCUGAAAACGCUUCAUUUCAUUGUGUUUUCCCAUAAUACUGUUGCAAAGUCUGCCUGAUGUAAACUAAUGAAAGAAUCAUUUAGAUGUGGUUAAUAACAGAAGGACUGUAUUGAGACAGACACGUUUUCUGCUGUAUCAUCUUCGAUCAGAACAAUCACCGGCUGAAAGAGACGUCAGUGUUGGUCGUGAUUGAUCGUAGAAUCUUCUCACAGAGCCAAGACCCGCCCAUUUGUGUAGCUCCACCCACUUUGCACCAUACUAAGCUCCUCCCAUGUCCCAGCUCCGCCCACAUCAGGCCUAGACGGUUCUGCGUUGCUUCUUCAGGGUUCCCCUGUCCUCGUGGAAAACCAUCGGAAGUUUCUCUAGUGAAAAUAAAUGGUGUUUUUGUUUUGGGGGGAAAUCUGUAGAAUUCUGUGGAAUGAUUUUUACCGUGUUAAAGUGUGUCCCGAACGAACACCCUCGUGUGAAGUGUUCAUCUCCCCACCGUAUGAACUUUGAAAUGUCCGACACCGAUGAAUGCUCGGCUUUGAUUCGCUGCUCAUUCCCAUUGAGUCUUCUCCACGUGUCUGUAAAUAUUGUUUUGAAUCGAAUGUCCUCAAAUUGAAAAGAAAUAAAUCUACAGUUCGGGUUCCUUCAUAUGUAGUUACGCUUUGAUGCUUCCUGUAACAAACUGAAAUUAAAUACUAAACUUUUUACUACAAAUAUUUAAAUAUUUCAUUCUAAAACUAGAUUUACAUUUGAAGCGGCUGCACUACUAUUCUUUUUAUUUAUAGAGACUGAUCAUUUAUGUUCAUUAGUUAUUAUAAUAGUAGUUGUACAGAAAUGAGCUGACUGCCAAACGAUUAUAGAUCCCAUUAUAGAUUACAAUUAGAGCCAUUUUAGGGAUUUACAAACCACACUGAAAUCCACACUUCUUUGUCGUUGAAUUCGUGACGCAUCCGUCUUCUUUUAGUCUUAUUUCUCAAAGAGCAUAAACAGGUUGUGUGUACACAUUCAUUUAAUAAAGGAAAAAGAGUGAUACAUAAAUAACAGCAGUGAGCUCUUAACCCACGGCCCUUUGAUUGACAGCUCACAGCCAAUAAGCUUUCAGCGUGUGAGCUCUGAUGCCUUGAUUGGAUGAACCCGCUCGUGUCAGUGUGAGCGUGGGAUUUAAAGGGCUAGUCAUGUGUCUCCUGUAGACUCUCUGCCCUGAACACGGGUGUUUGGGUUUAAUCUGAUCCAAAGUCAAGCGUUUUCUAUCUGAUGCAUGCCUCUGCGUGUGUUUGAUAGUUACGCAAGCUACAAAAAAACAUUUGACUUUAAUUUCAUCAUUAGUGUGUGUGUGUGUGUGUUUUACUCCUGAUGCUCUGUAACAUGACAAGAAAACCAGACAGUGUGUUUUUGUCUAUCCUCUUUUGGGACCCCGGAGUUUCAGUCGGAAGUUCCCGCUAGUCUGACUGACAUCUUCAUGAAAAGCAAUGAACAUUUUCUAACUGUGUUUAUUUACUCUAAAGUUUCCGCAGUCAUUUUUUAAACCCUUCUGCACUGUAAAGUACUUCAUGAAAUGUUUCAAAUGGAAAUAAAGUCUUUGAAUUUGAUGUAUUUGAAAGUGGGUUUAUGAAGAAGAAAGAUUGUAAUUUUUGGUGAGAAAAUGAGGAUUAUGAAUUCUGUUAAUCAUGUAACAUGCAAAUAAAGGAAUAUAAAGAUGGUUAGAUCUCCCUUUAAA
This is a messenger RNA of Pimephales promelas (fathead minnow), 3131 nucleotides long. RefSeq names its product limbic system associated membrane protein (gene lsamp). Lineage: Eukaryota; Metazoa; Chordata; Actinopteri; Cypriniformes; Leuciscidae. The record is from RefSeq and is a predicted model, not a curated record.